Messenger RNA from Pelecanus crispus (Dalmatian pelican), 348 nucleotides. Lineage: Eukaryota; Metazoa; Chordata; Aves; Pelecaniformes; Pelecanidae. The record is from RefSeq and is a predicted model, not a curated record.
GUAAUGUGGCACUUGACAAUUUACAGAUAAAGGAGAAUGCAUUAAAUGAACUGGAUGUACCUUUCAGAAUAAAAGUUGGUCAGAUAGAUAAACUUACUCUGAAGAUUCCUUGGAAGAAUCUCUAUGGUGAGGCAGUUGUUGCAACUCUAGAAGGCUUGUAUCUUCUCAUAGUUCCUGGAGCAAGCAUUAAAUAUGAUGCAGAGAAGGAAGAAAAAUACUUGCAGGAUAAUAAACAAAAGGAACUGGCAAGAAUUGAGGAAGCCUUGCAGAAAGCGGCGGAAAAAGGCACUCAUUCACAAGAUUCCUUGUAUGGGUUGGAGAGUCUGAUUUACAAGGACACCAAGCCUG